AGCUGUAUCUUCCCAAAGACAUAUCAUUGGAUUGCUAUACACCUAGAGCUGCUGUGCACAAUGAGCAGCAGAAAAAUGUCAAGACAUCACUUCCGAUUGGUGGCAGUUUUUCCUUAGAAAAUCCUAACAACUUAGGUUACUUAUUUGCUACACCGCCACAAACGCAGCAGUACUUGGAUACAACUAGCUAUAAGAUAGUUCAGCAAGAGACUUCACAAAACAAGCCUCAAAUAAACUACAGUCCAUCUCCGUUACCUUACGAGAAGAUUGCCAAAUUCGAAAAUGCUGCAGAGCAACAAACUCAAAACAGUAUAAAUAGCCCCCAACGUUCUCAAAUUGAUGUACAAAAUCAUAUGGAACGAGCAUGUUAUCUUACAGCCUCUCCGUCUGGUGACAGGCUAGGUCGCAAUGAAUCAUUAUCUGCUUCAUCUUACCAGAGUAGUUUCCCCAAACACUACGAAGGAGCACAUACCUAUACCCCUACUUCUAAUACGAAAUACUUCAGUUCUAACGAAUUUCUGCAUGGCCAAAACUACAAUAAUACUGCACGUGGCUGGAGAUUGAGUAGACCUAGUAGUGCCAACUAUUUGACGGAGUGCGGAGAAGGAUAUAAAACUCUCGACGCUGGAAACUAUUACACUUACAAGCCAAAGGAUUUAGCUGCUGUUAGUGCUUUGCCCUAUAGCGAUUUUUAAGGCAAAUUUGUCGCUGAACUUGUGAACUGGGAAUUGGAGAAUACCAACAAUGCAACAGUUGCAAUAACUUAAGGAAAUUUAGUUUAUUAAAAAAAUAUUUCUAUUAAUAUAAAAUUUAAAGAGAUUUUCUUUUCGGUACUCCAUUAAAUCGAUAAGCUGAUAUUCUUUAAGUAGGUACACAUAGAAAUAUGUUAUACUGUUAUCAUCACACAUACACUUUCGCAAUAUAAACUCAGAUCUUGUUUGUCUAUUUUAUACAAAUACAUACAUAUGUAAAUAUAUAUAAAAAAUGCAAUUAUGCGUUGGUAUACAAUUGUCAUGUAGAUGAUAAUGAGGUAAAGCGAGUUGAAUAUUUUUGUUAUACAACAAAACCUA
Ceratitis capitata (Mediterranean fruit fly) is the source of this 1070-nucleotide messenger RNA. RefSeq lists its product as uncharacterized. Gene Ontology annotation, cellular component: Z disc; nucleus; actin cytoskeleton. Gene Ontology annotation, biological process: positive regulation of actin filament bundle assembly. Gene Ontology annotation, molecular function: actin binding. Lineage: Eukaryota; Metazoa; Arthropoda; Insecta; Diptera; Tephritidae. The record is from RefSeq and is a predicted model, not a curated record.